Messenger RNA from Gorilla gorilla gorilla (western lowland gorilla), 7948 nucleotides. RefSeq names its product endonuclease domain containing 1 (gene ENDOD1). The transcript is spliced from 2 exons. Bases 3381 to 4883 code for a protein of 500 amino acids. Lineage: Eukaryota; Metazoa; Chordata; Mammalia; Primates; Hominidae. Gene Ontology annotation, molecular function: metal ion binding; hydrolase activity; nucleic acid binding. The record is from RefSeq and is a predicted model, not a curated record.
UCAAAUGUUUUAUUCCACAUCAACCAUUACUUUUCAUCCUCAAGCCUUUGCUGAAGGCUAUGGAACGAUGUUAGCUUUGGCUGGGUCUGAGUGCAGAGACCUAAGAGGAUCUGGUUUGAAACCUCUUUCCCUGUGAGAAGAGAGUCAGUGACCAAAUGUAGAGAUAGCAGUGAAUUAUUGAUGGACCUACAUGUUUUACACAUACAGAUGCUGCUAAAGACAGUUUUCCCCUAAAAUCAGCAGUUAGCAAAUGUUUUAAUUAGAUCAAGGCAUUCCUACCUUGUAGUUGUUCCAGAAUCUUGGGGUGAGAACAUUUGUAAUUUGCAAAAGUAAUAUUUUAUCUGUGGAAGGCAAGCACAUGGAAGAAAAAUCUAUUGUCUUGUACUAUAAACUAAAGAAAAUAAACAAAAUCAUCCUGGCUGUGGGAUGUACAAAUGUUCAGUGUUAUAUGUGUGUCAGUCACUGAUAGAGGGCUGGGGAAAAAACUAAAGUCUGCCACAGGGACUGAGUGGCAGAGAUAUUUAUGCUUAUCAGAGGUGGAGGGCAGGGAUCAAGAAAUUUUGAGAAAGUGAAUUAAAGUCUUAUAAAUACUUUAGUCAUAAAGGCCAAUGAUGAUUGUAUUAUACUUUCUGCAUUUGUUAAAAUACAACAUAAUCAUAUUUGGCAUCUAAUCACUCCAGAUUUUGUGGUAGCCACUGGGAUCCAACAACCACCUUUGUCCCUAGGAGCACAUGAUUUAAUAAAGAACACAGAUACAGGGACCAUUAACACUCUACCAUGAUAAGUAUCAUAACAGAUAAAUGUUUAAAGAACUCAGAGAAGAGAGGGAUGGAUUUCUAGUUGUUCAACUGUGUUUAUAUAUCUUUAUGGUAGACAUCAUAAGUCAACAUUGGGGAACCCUAUAUUCAACCUUAUAAAAUAAUGUAAAUAUUUUUAAAAUCCUGUAAAACCUAUAAUCCUCCCAGCAUCCCAGGAGCAGCGUUGUCCCUGUGGGAGGACUUGAUUGAAGCCUACAAGGAUGAGAUGACUGAGAUACUAGUACCAGAUGACCAGGGUCAUCAUCCAGAUCAAAGAGGACUUCAAGUCUAGCCUCUUCUGUGACAUCACACUAAAUGUGUCCCCUCCUUUUUUUAAAAAACUAAGAUACAAACUUUGGUUUCAUUUCUGGGACCAAACAUAGUCAACAUUUUCCAGAAUUAAAACCUGUAAGAAAUUUGUUCUUAAGUUCCAAUGUAUAAUCUCUUGAAGAGCUUCCUUCUUUAUGGGCUCACCUUACAGAUGUGCUGUGAGUUAAAAGAAAAGGCCAAGCUUGGGAAGCAGAGAGACCUGUUUCAAAUCUGUCUUAGGACUCACUGGCUGUGCCAGCUUAGGCAAGAAUCAACAGGCUCUGGUCUCAGUCCCUGUAGUGGCACACUGGGGAAACAGAUGACAUCGUAAGAUGAGCACAGGCCCGGGCCCUGGGUAGCUGCCUUGACCCUAUCUCUGCUGCCACCAUCCUACCAUCCUAGUCCAAGCUACCAUCUCUUAUCUGGAUUGUGGCAAUUAUGGGGUGUUUUUCUUUUCUUUUCCUUUUCUUUUUUGAGACAAAGUCUGGCUCUGUUGCCCAGGCUGGAAUGCAGUGGCACAAUUUUGGCUCACUGCAACCUCCGCCUCCUGGGUUCAAGCAAUUCUCCUGCCUCAGCCUCCCAAGCAGCUGGGAUUACAGGUGCCCGCCACCACACCCAGCUAAUUUUUUGUGUUUUUAGUAGAGACGGGUUUCACCAAGUUGGCCAGGCUGGUCUCGAACUCCCGACCUCAGGUGAUCCGCCUGCCUCAGCCUCCCAAAGUGCUGGGGUUACAGGUGUGAGCCACCCAUUUAUUCUGUGCCACUUCAAUCUACCAGUCUCUUCCCUGAUAGCAAAAAGAAUCGAGUCACCACCUUUAAAAGAUGAAAAUCCUCAACACGAUUUACAAUAUUUUUUCCAAACUGCAGUCAUGAGCCAUUAGUGGCUCAUAGAAACAAUUUAGUGGGUCAACACCAGCACUUUUUAAAAAAAGUGAAGUAGAACAGAAACAUGAAAUUGCAAUGCCAAUCAUAAGCAUAAGAAUUAUUUCAUCAAACUUUUCUCAUUAUGGGCCUUCUCAAAAAGUGUUUGAAGGCCUCUGGCCUAUAAUACCCUGAGUAAUAUGACCCCUGCCUCCUCCUUUAGCCCCACUUCCCAUCAUCCCCCACGCGGUUCUCCGCUCUUUACCCACACUAGCCUUCCUUAAAUUCCUCCAAUACAUCAUGUUCCCUUCUGUGGGAGACCACUUAGCACAUGGUUUUCCUCCUUGCCUAGUUAAUGUCAUCCUCCAGGUCUCAGCUCAGAUGCCACUUCUUCAGGUAAACCUUCCCGGAUUACAUCCUGAACCCCUGUAGCUGUCAGGGUCUCACAGAUCUGUGUUCAGUUUUUAGUUAUCCCUUUAAUAGCAUGUUUCCUCGGUUAAUGACAAGCUUUCCCACUAGGCUGUCUUUGUGACCGCAGGAGCUCUGCUCUUGUUUACCCCUGUGGUAAUCCAGUGCCUAUCUCAGGCUGGCACCUAGGCAUUCAGAGGGAUAAAUGAAGGAAAGAAUUGGCCAACCUGUUGACCAAUGACGUUGGCUGGCCUCCUUCCUUGCUUGGUAUCGGUUUUGUUUCUAACACUUGCACCAAGAAAACCACACAGGGUUAUACUGUCUGCCUAGUUUAGGAACUUCCUUUAACAGUAUUUCUUUACUCUCUGAGUUUCUGGUGAGCUAAAAAAAACAAAACAAAAAACAAAAAACUGCAUCAAAAUUGCAUGCGUGUGCUGGCCGUUGAGUACUUCGGUGGAGAGUGGGAGACGCAUCUUCAUGAAAUUUCAGAGGGGAACUCCGCCCAUCCACUCCGAACCAGCCGCAGCUCCACGAGCAUCUCACGCCACCCCUCUGCAUCACCAGGGCGGCCGUGGGGCGCGCGCGAUCAGCAGGCGUCUUGGCGCCCAGUCCAUGCGACUAUCUCUUCCCAGCCCCGGGACUAGGCCCGCCCAACUCGGAUUCUCCACUCUUGGUAGCGCGCGUCCCCCGGACUGCUGAGACCAGGCGGCGCGGCGGCAGGUGACCCGUGUCUCCAGUCCCGGGCGCAGCCCAGGGGACGUUGACAGCAUCGCGGAGACCGGCCCUGGGCCUCUGCAGCCAUCUUCAGGGAGGGAGGCGCGGCCUCCCGACGCGGACCCGCCCCCGCCGCCCGGGCCGCCCCGCCCGGCUCCGCAGAGCGCCGCGCCCAGGUUGCGACUUCCCUUCCCUACCCUGCUCGGCUGCGUAGUGCGCUCCCCGCCCAGCCUGCAGAGCUCGCGCCGCGGCAGCCCAGCCGCUCGGCCCCGCCGCGCUCGCAGAGGCCGCCAUGGGCACCGCGAGCUGGCUCGCGCUGGGCAGCCUCUUCGCCCUGGCUGGGCUGCUGGAAGGCCGGCUCGUGGGCGAGGAGGAAGCCGGCUUUGGCGAAUGUGACAAGUUCUUCUACGCCGGGACCCCGCCUGCGGGGCUGGCGGCCGAUUCCCACGUGAAGAUCUGUCAGCGAGCGGAGGGUGCUGAGCGCUUUGCCACCCUCUACAGCACCCGGGACCGCAUCCCCGUGUACUCCGCGUUCCGUGCCCCGCGCCCUGCGCCCGGCGGCGCCGAGCAGCGAUGGCUGGUGGAGCCGCAGAUCGAUGACCCCAACAGCAACCUUGAGGAGGCAAUUAAUGAGGCAGAGGCCAUCACCUCUGUGAACAGCCUGGGAAGCAAGCAAGCCUUGAAUACAGAUUACCUUGAUUCUGAUUACCAAAGAGGACAGCUUUACCCAUUCUCCCUUAGCAGUGAUGUCCAGGUGGCCACACUUACUCUCACAAAUUCAGCCCCAAUGACCCAGUCCUUCCAGGAACGGUGGUACGUGAAUCUCCACAGCCUAAUGGAUCGGGCUUUGACCCCACAGUGUGGCAGUGGGGAAGACCUAUAUAUCCUCACAGGCACAGUGCCCUCAGACUACAGAGUUAAAGACAAAGUGGCAGUCCCUGAGUUUGUUUGGCUGGCAGCCUGUUGUGCUGUCCCUGGAGGAGGCUGGGCCAUGGGCUUUGUCAAGCACACCCGGGACAGUGACAUCAUAGAAGAUGUGAUGGUAAAAGAUCUUCAGAAACUGCUUCCAUUUAACCCUCAGCUGUUUCAGAACAACUGUGGUGAAACUGAGCAAGACACAGAGAAAAUGAAAAAAAUCCUGGAAGUGGUUAACCAAAUCCAGGAUGAAGAACGAAUGGUGCAAUCUCAAAAGAGUUCUAGUCCCCUUUCUAGCACCAGGAGCAAGAGGUCUGCUCCGUUGCCUCCAGAGGCAUCUGAGGGAAGUAGUAGCUUUUUGGGAAAGCUCAUGGGCUUCAUUGCUACCCCAUUCAUCAAGCUUUUUCAAUUAAUUUAUUACCUUGUGGUAGCAAUCCUGAAGAACAUUGUCUAUCUCCUGUGGUGUGUUACCAAGCAGGUGAUUAAUGGCGUAGAAAGUUGCCUUUACCGCCUGGGCUCAGCCACCAUCUCAUACUUCAUGGCCAUUGGGGAAGAGUUGGUGAGCAUUCCCUGGAAGGUGCUCAAGGUCGUGGCCAAAGUCAUCAGGGCUCUCCUCCGGAUCCUUUGUUGUCUGCUGAAGGCCAUUUGCCGAGUUCUGAGCAUCCCUGUCCGUGUCCUUGUGGAUGUGGCCACUUUCCCUGUGUACACCAUGGGCGCUAUUCCAAUUGUUUGCAAGGACAUUGCACUGGGCCUUGGUGGCACUGUCUCACUGUUCUUUGACACUGCUUUUGGUACCCUGGGUGGCCUAUUUCAGGUGGUUUUUAGUGUCUGCAAGCGGAUUGGCUACAAGGUUACUUUUGACAAUUCUGGGGAGUUAUAAACUCAAAAAACUAAUAGUAUCCAGUCACAGUGAAUUUGAAAGCUGGAAUAUUUUGUCUUUACAAUGGGUUUCUGUUCACUGUCAGUUAUCAUUAUAUUUUGGCCUUUGGUGGGGAUGUCUGCUUGUUUUUGCAAAAGAAGAUGGCAGAAUUUAGACUUGACAGAGGAGAAAUGCUCAGGGUGAGAUUAGGUGUAGUAAUCUGCUGUUUACCUCCAGUUAUAUGUGCAAACUCCCAAGCCACUAAUAACUUCAGUUAUGCACUCUAACACAAACGACCACCUGAAACGCACUGGUAUUUAUUUCUGAUAAUUAAAAAUUACAGGGGAGGGAAGAAUUAGAAAAAGAACAACUUUAGACCAAAGGUGUCUGAGAAAAGGAGAAAGGGAGCUUGUUCUUCCCAUUGCUCUUUGUGAUUUAAGGCAAAACAGAUUUAAAAAAAAAUCUGCAGCCAAUUUCUUGGCAUUUGCUUCUCUUUCUCCUCAACUCGACUGACCUUGGUGGAAUGCAGAUAAUGCCCCUGUUGAAAUAAUUUUGUGGGAAUGUACAAUUUUCUAUAUCUCUUAGCUUUCCAUGGUUCUCAAGGAUAUGUACAGUUUUCAUUUUCCUCCAAAGUUGAAUUUUGCUACAUUUUUCUUUUAGGUAAUGAUAAGCAUUUUUUAAAAAAUCAUUUUUAGGUAAUGGUAAGCAUUUUAUGCCAAAUGUGGCAUAACAGAGUUUGAAUUGAAGGGCAAAGUUAUUUUUUCUUUUUUUUUUUUGGCCUCUUGAAUGGUAUAAUACAGUCCUCUCCGGUGGAAAGAAGAGAAGAGAAGGUGGACAGCCCUGCUCUUAGUAGGUGCUGCAGAUCCAAGGACAUCUUUUUUCCAGCUUGGAUUAACUUGACGUGUAUCCCUGCCUGACAAGGUUGAACUGAAAGAUCUGUAUGUUAAGCUAACAUGAAAAUUCAUAUUCUGCAACAUAGUAGAUUUUUCUAAUGCAUCAAGUAAGUACCCAGCACAGUAAAAAUACUCUGACUUAUGUCCCUAAAUGGUUGUUUUGAUACAACUAUAUAGAAAAGAGCCACAAAAUAAAGAUAAAAGUUAUUGUGGCCAUCUCUGAAAAAAAUAUAUAAAAUAUUUAAGAAUAAUUAUAUCUUAGGAAAUUAUUUUUAUAGUGUGUUUGAGGCUACAAACAUAACUCCCCCAUUAAUACAAAUUAAAUGUGAGAGCUCAUUCUCAAAAUUUUUUUGAUCAAGCACUUGUCAUUUUAAAUCUUGCACUAAAAAAUGGUAACAAGAGGGACCAAACUUUGCUUCCCACAAUUGGGAUGGAAUCACCUGGAUUUUUCUGAAUGUUUUAAAGAAUUGCUGAGAGGUAGAAACAGCCAAGUAUGAAAUACUGAUCUUGGGGCUACCACCCAGGAUCAAUCAGAAAGUUAUAUGCAAAAAUUCAGGGUCCCAACAAGGAGAGAACAAUAUGUCAACCAUUUGCAUGGGGUUGAUGGAUGAGAAACAUGAGCGUAGCAAGAGUUACAUUUUGCAGAAAAAUAGCAGAGGCACACCCAGAAUAGAACAGCAGCCAGCAAGCUGCCAUCCUGAUCAAUUUGUGAUGCAAGGUUAGGGAGUAUGGGCACCACAUGGGUCCAUGCUAGGGAGAUGUGCACCAGGCUUAGCUAAGAAACUUAAAGCAGUAUUUUACCAACUCUUGUCUUAGGGAGCAUAAAGUUUGGAUGUCCCUUUAUUUCAGCAGUGUGAAGGUAAAUGGAAGGGUGAGGGUUUGACUUGGUACUGAUUGGUCAAGAAUCCUGCUGGAUAAAGAAAGGGAAUUUUAGAAGUGACCAGAGGGACAGUCCAGCCAAACUAUUAUUUGAUAAGGAACCCAAGGCCCAGGGAGGCAACAGGCUAGCCCUUAGUUUCAUGGCUAGCUGAGAGCAGAUUAGGAGCCAACGUUGUUUGCACAUGUCCCAUCACACCUGAGAUGUCAGACGUGGGAAGUUCGUGCUAUUAUUCAACUGCCUCUCUGGACCGUGGCAAGAUUUCCUCAUUCAUCAAACAGACUCCAGGCCCUGACUAAUCAGUUGGAUUUGGCAUGUGUGAUGAAAACAAUUAGCCGUCCACGUACAACAUGAUGCUUACUGCAUCCCAUGGAAACUUAAUUCCCUCCUAGCACAUAUUUGCAUACUGAAAGGUCCGAAAAGGGCAUCCAUGGCAGCUUGAGCCCCUUAGCACCAUGUAAGGAGCACAGCAUCCAAACGGCUUCUUGAGAACCAUUAGGGAAUGUCUUUCUUUUUCGCAUCCAAUUGUUUAGUGUCUAUUUAUUCUUGGGUGGCCUGUUUUGAAACCUAAAAAGGGACAAUAAAGCAAAAAGUAUCAGUAAGGGUAGGUGGCUGAGACCCACUGCCCUGAGCUAGUAGUGUGGCUGUGCCUGUGGGUCUCUGGAACCAUCUGUAUUGGACCUGAAGCCACAGCAGGUGGCUGGACUGCUGGCCUGUUCCUAAUGAGCUACGCUGGGCUUUGAGGUAGAGGUUGGGGUUGAUGAACCCCAACUCUGGCUUAAAGAUCUUGCUGUGGCUCUGCUAUGUUCUGAGGCCUUGGGAUCAGCCUCUUCCUCAUUAUGGAGCUGAUUUUCUAGUCUGUGCAUCAGCUAUGCCUUUGAACACUUCUCUUUUCCAUUGUGCCUUUUGAAUGUUGUCUUCUCACUCAGCAUCAGCACUUCGACCUAAAUGCAGACUAGGGAGUUGGGAGGAGGAACCAAAGUGAAGCAUCCUUCAUUUAUUCAGUCAUUCGGUCAUCUGUCAAACACGUAUUUGGACAUCAAGGUUGCAGAGAUGAACAAUGCAUGGAUUUCAUCUUUGAGGAGUUCAAAACCUAGUGGAGAGAACACAUGGUACAAUCGUAACACAUGAAGGACAAGUAAGUGCUGCAAUAAAGGUACUAAUAACAUGUUCCUUGGAACAGAGGAAGAAAAACCACGAAACCAUGGAAAUUAGGGAAGCCUUUACAGAGGGUGUGACAAAACUCAAUUUGACAUUUUCAAGCUAUGUACAAUGCUGUGCACCUUGCAGAUGCUCAAUAAAGUAAUUACUGACAA